UUCUUGGCAACAAAGCCAAGUACUAAACGACGUCGACUAGCAUAUCUGUUAGUCUCACAACGAGUCGCUAUAGAAGCUGGAACCAAAGAUCUGAACAAGUUAAAAAGAGUUUCACUUACAACUUUCAAAGACAAGGAAAGACAAUGGUAGUUCUGUAAUUUCACAACAUUCUGGCGCCCAAUUCUGGUAGGCAAUUCCAAACAAUCUGAACCUGAUCUUCGUCAAUCCAUAAACCCCAAACACUGUUUUUUAUUUUUUUGAAGGAACCCCAAACAGUGUUUAGAACAUUCCAGUCCAUUUUCACGUUAACAAACCAACCAAAGAAAAAAAGAACGAAGAAAGUUCCCUGGUCGUCUUCGUGUUCUUGCUCUUUCAUUUCUCUUCAAGAAAGAACGGAAAAGCCCUAAUCUAUUAUUUUUGUAAAUUAUCGAGAAAUGGUUGAUGUAGCCGAUAAAUUGGCAUAUUUUCAAGCGAUCACGGGCCUCGAAGAUCCCGAUUUGUGUACGGAAAUCCUCCAGGCCCAUGGUUGGGACCUGGAACUCGCCAUCUCUUCCUUCACCUCUUCGAAUCAAACUUCCGCUUCGACUACUACUCCUGACUCAGGGACUCGCGAUUCACUUAACCGGACCGAAUCCGCUUCGGGUUCCGGUCUCGUUGCCGCUCCCUCCCCCGGUUUGGCGUGGAAACUCGUUACAUUACCGAUCUCUGUGAUAUCUGGUAGUCUAGGGUUGAUCUCCAGAGCUGUUGGGCUCGGUCUAUGGGCGGCGGGCGGAGUUCUUUCGUAUUCCCUUGGGAUGAUCGGGGUGGGCUCUGGCCGGGGCGGGGAAUCAUCGGCACGAUUAGUCUCGGUCUCAGCUACGGCUUCUGAAGCCAUAGAUUUCGUGGCAACAUUUGAGAGAGAAUACGGUACUAGGAGGCCGAAUUUUGUCGGCGAGGGUUUCAUGGACGCGCUGCAGAGGUCAAGGAACGCCUUUAAGCUGUUGUUUGUGUACUUGCACUCGCCGGACCACCCCGAUUCACCUGUAUUCUGUGAACGGACUUUGUGUUCAGAGGUGGUGGUGGCCUUUUUGAAUGAGAAUUUCGUGGCUUGGGGCGGCAGCAUUAGGGCUAGUGAAGGUUUUAAAAUGAGUAAUAGCUUGAAAGCCUCCAGGUUCCCGUUUUGUGCCAUGGUAAUGCCCGCUACGAACCAGAGGAUCGCACUUCUUCAACAGGUUGAGGGACCAAGAUCUCCAGAAGAAAUUCUCACAAUACUACAGAGAGUUCUUGAAGAAAGUGCUCCUGUUCUUGUUGCAGCAAGACUGGAUGCAGAGGAGCGAAGAAACAACAUGCGUUUAAGGGAGGAGCAAGACGCUGCUUACAGAGCAGCGCUUGAAGCUGAUCAAGCUAGGGAACGGCAGAGGAGAGAGGAGCAAGAACGUCUGGAAAGGGAAGCUGCAGAAGCUGAGAGGAAACGUAAGGAAGAAGAAGAGGCUCGUGAAAGAGCAGAACGUGAAGCUGCUGAAAAGGAGGCUGCCCGAGCUAGAAUGCGGCAAGAAAAAGCCUUGUCCCUUGGUGGUGAACCUGAGAAAGGACCAAAUGUUUCACAAGUUUUGGUACGCUUUCCUACUGGUGAACGCAAAGAAAGGAGGUUUCACAGUACUGCAACAAUCCAAUCUCUUUAUGACUAUGUUGAUUCUUUGGGUUGCUUAGAAGUUGAGGAUUAUAGCCUCGUCUCCAACUUUCCUCGAGUUGCUUAUGGUCCAGAGAAGCGCUCCUUGACCUUGAAAGAGGCAGGAUUACAUCCUCAGGCCAGCCUUUUUGUGGAGCUAAACUAGUCUGAUGAAGCUGAUAUUGUCAAGUUGUAUGAUGAAUGGUAGUUUCAAAGAUUCCUGCAUGUGGAGAGUACAUAUUUUCGUAUGUUUCUUUCACAUUUCAACCAAUUAGCAAUGAUAAAUUGAGGCGAAGAUAGCUCCGUGUCUCUGGAUAUUUCACUUUUCUUAAUUCAGAUUCAAUCAACUAAUGGCUGAGUAUCUGUUCAAACAUGGGCUUUUAGGAUUCUAUUAAGAAUUUUUCAUGGUCAUGAUUUUCUUUAUUCUGCCAGUUCAAGCGAUGGCAUGUCAAAUGUUCUGACGUGUGAUUGUUGUAUGAAAAAAUUUACCAUCUGACGAGCAUAUGAUACAUGCUUGAUGCUACUCAAAACCAUUGAUCAGUUUAAUUGAUGCUACCAAAACCCAGUAUUUGUUCCUUCAAGUAGUGGGUUUCGACUUUCUAUGCAAAUUGGAACCUGAGCAUCUCUCGAAACAAAUUUUAGACGUUUUAUUAUUGUUAUUGUCAUAGUAGCUAUGAAAGGCUUAAGCAUACAAUUAAACUGAUAAAUGGAAAGUGCAAAAACUAUGGUAUUUCUAGGA
Messenger RNA from Durio zibethinus, 2387 nucleotides. RefSeq names its product plant UBX domain-containing protein 10-like. Gene Ontology annotation, cellular component: endoplasmic reticulum. Gene Ontology annotation, biological process: ERAD pathway. NCBI's taxonomy places the organism in Eukaryota, Viridiplantae, Streptophyta, Magnoliopsida, Malvales, Malvaceae. The record is from RefSeq and is a predicted model, not a curated record. Gene Ontology annotation, molecular function: ubiquitin binding.